AUGGCAACGACUACAACGAUAAAUUCUCCUUCUUCUCCUCAAGAAUAUUAUCAAAUACAAGGUGAUGGUACAUUGAACGAUCAUACGUUACAUCAAAUGCGUAAACCACGAUGUGGUCUCCCAGAUAUUCCACAUCAUGAGCACAAUACAGCAUUCGCAUUCUCGUUAUGGGCAGCAAAUUCAUCCUUAACAUUCGAGCGUAAAAUAUUAAACCCUGACAUUUUAAUAUCUUACCGUAGUGGUACUCACACAUAUGUUGAUCACAAACGUAAUGCAGAAAUUUGCCCCUCUUCAUUCGACGGUCGUGGUGGAGUACUUGCUCACACGUUUUAUCCUUCACGCAAUCCUAAUUACACCACCGAAAUACAUGUUGACAAUGCAGAAGUCUGGCACAUAUACCUAGACGAUAAAAUACCUUUCAACUCGGAACGUCUACUUCAUACGUUAACACAUGAAAUCGGACAUUCGUUAGGACUAAUACACAGUUCGUGCGAAGAUCCGUAA
Messenger RNA from Trachymyrmex cornetzi, 504 nucleotides. RefSeq names its product matrilysin-like. Gene Ontology annotation, biological process: collagen catabolic process; proteolysis; extracellular matrix organization. The record is from RefSeq and is a predicted model, not a curated record. NCBI's taxonomy places the organism in Eukaryota, Metazoa, Arthropoda, Insecta, Hymenoptera, Formicidae. Gene Ontology annotation, molecular function: zinc ion binding; metalloendopeptidase activity. Gene Ontology annotation, cellular component: extracellular matrix. The coding region runs from base 1 to 504 and encodes 167 amino acids. The transcript is spliced from 3 exons.